This is a messenger RNA of Laccaria bicolor S238N-H82, 294 nucleotides long. RefSeq lists its product as uncharacterized. NCBI's taxonomy places the organism in Eukaryota, Fungi, Basidiomycota, Agaricomycetes, Agaricales, Hydnangiaceae. The record is from RefSeq and is a predicted model, not a curated record. The annotation marks the transcript as partial. The transcript has a single exon.
AUGUCUUACACAGUGGAGAUUUCUAUCUUCUACCGCGAAUCCGCCCCCGAGUUUUUCAACAUUGUAGAAAGAGGCGUUUGGCACUACGCGAACGGCGGAACGUGGACUCAAGCAGCGGGAAAAGAAAUCUUAACGAUGGGCGGUAGCGGCACAUCCGGCGGCCUUCGAUUUAAGAACGCAUCGGGCAAUGCGUUUUUCCUCGUCGUUGGAGUACAUAACUACUCACUUUGGCUCGACGUUCUUCCGAAUAUCGAGGACAAGGACACAACCGUCGCGCUGCUUCCGACGUAUUAU